Ctenocephalides felis (cat flea) is the source of this 1766-nucleotide messenger RNA. RefSeq names its product serine/threonine-protein kinase pelle-like. Gene Ontology annotation, molecular function: ATP binding; protein binding; protein kinase activity. Gene Ontology annotation, biological process: protein phosphorylation; signal transduction. Lineage: Eukaryota; Metazoa; Arthropoda; Insecta; Siphonaptera; Pulicidae. The record is from RefSeq and is a predicted model, not a curated record. The coding region runs from base 174 to 1745 and encodes 523 amino acids. The transcript is spliced from 11 exons.
ACACAUACCGUACAUUAAUACAGUUAUACCAUAAAACCAUGUUUUAUUUUCUUUGUAAAUCAGUCGUUUAAUGGCACUGACUGCAUCCAAGAAAAUGGACACUUUUUCGUGUGCUGAUAUCAGUGUAGUGUUUAAUUUUAUGUCAAAACAUUAAGCCACUUUUAAUUUUAAGAAUGAUGUCGAACGGACGUGAGCAUAAGUACAUUUAUAAUAUGUUUUAUAGUGAAAGACUAAAGCUUUGCAGACUUCUUGACGAAAAUGAAAAAUGGAAAGAGCUCGCAGGGCAUAUGCAAUUUGAUGUUUGUACUGUGCAGGACAUUGAACGCAAGACGAGAUGCGGUGGAUCUCCUUCCGAUGAAUUAUUGACUUUAUGGGGUCGUCACAAUCACACAAUUCUUGAAUUAUUUAUUUUAUUGUCAAGAAUGAAUCACUUUAAAGCGAUGGAAGAAAUUAAACAAUCUGUUGAUCCAAGAUAUCAUCAGCUGAUAAAGAGUUACGAAGAACAUUUAUGCACAAAUUUUGCUCAGCUUGGACCUAGACAGAUUAAUGGUAAUGCACGCAAUUCAGAAGUUAGUGAUUCUGAUAAUGUUGCAGUCAUCACCAAAUCUUCAAAAAUACUCAAUGUGCUUAAGCCUAAGCAACCUAAUAUAGUUGUACAAAUAGAAAGUAUUAAUAAUAAUAAUAAUGCACAAACUAGUGAUGAAAAUAAUGAAAAUGUUUUGACACCACCUACGAACAGGUCUCAUCAAAUGCCGUUCCAAAGGCGUUUGUCUCCACAACCACAGGCAAAAUUUUUAGUUUCCGGAGUAUCCGAUAUUUCGAGUAUUAACGAGUCUGCUAGUGCAAUUCCUAGAAUAUCCUAUGAUGAGCUUCAAGCUGCUACCGAUAACUGGAAUGAAUCUAAUGUACUUGGCAGAGGCGGAUUUGGAAAAGUUUUUAAAGGUUUAUGGAAAAAUACUGCUGUUGCUAUAAAACGUCUGGAGCCACCAAGAGGUAUGACGUCUGCUGAAAGUUAUAAUACUCAAAUGGAGCAAUCAAUGAGAGAAUUAAGAUAUUUAAAUGGUUGUCGACAUGAUAACAUUUUGUCACUUUAUGGAUACAGCAUGGAUGAAGGACGAGAACCCUGCCUCGUGUAUCAAUAUAUGUCUGGAGGUUCAUUAGAACGCAAUUUUCAAAGAGCGCGCCAUAAUUUGCAACCUUCUUUACUUUGGCAACAAAGAAAAAAUAUUGCUCGUGGUACAGCGAGAGGAUUGCAAUUUUUGCAUACUUACAAUCGAGAGAAACCUUUAAUUCAUGGAGAUAUUAAAUCAGCAAACAUUCUACUUGAUCAAUGCAAUGAACCGAGGAUUGGAGAUUUUGGUCUGGCAAGGGAAGGACCGCAUACAGAUUACAUGAAGGUUACAAGAAUCCAAGGUACCAGACCAUAUCUUCCAGACGAAUUUUUGCGCGGAAGAAAAUUAUCGACAAAGGUAGAUACAUAUAGUUUUGGCGUUGUAUUAUUUGAAAUCGCAACUGGUUUAUCAGUAUAUGACGACAAACGAAAAUACAAAUUUCUUAAAGAUCACGUAACAGCAUAUUGUGAAGAAGGGCAGCUAGAUGCUCUCCAAGAUCUUAGAUCUGAAGAUUCAUCUUCACAUGAAGCAAAAAAUAUUUUUGCUGAACUUAUUAAAUUGGGACUAAUAUGUGUGAAUAGAAUUCCAAAUCAACGACCCGAAAUGGUGAAAGUGUUGGAAUUGCUGGAAUAGUGAUAAUAGUGGUAAUACUUA